CUUUGUAUUUAGCAGAUUUAAAAUUUACCGCGAUAUGACCAAACCCUAUAGAAAUAAUUAUUGUAGCCAAUCAGCUUACCAGCUGUUCCGUAAGAGCGAAAAAUGAUUGGCUAAUAUGGAGUGUCUGCUCGUGUCAUUUGCACUUCUGAGCAUCUAGAGAGACAGAGAGAGAGAGAGAGAGAGAGAGAAAAAAAACAAGCGAAAAAUCAAGGUGCAGAAGGCGAGAACAGACCAUCUGGGACGUGAAUGCAGUUGGAAAUGUAGAAAGGGAUGCAAUUUAUAUAACCUAAUCUGUCAAAAAUUUGUGUUUCGACAUCAACAAUAGUAAUGAUACAUUAUAAUAUCAUAACGUAGUAAAAAAUACACAAAUUGUAACAGCGUGAAAAUUACAUACAGAUGUAAUUAUUUAAAUAAAAGUAUUAUGGAAUAUUCGAGCCCAACAAUAUAUCGUCGGGAAUAAACUUAAUUUCGUAGAGAGAACUGAAACCUGAUUUACUUGUAUUAUAGAAGGAGCUAUUAACAUCAAUUAACGAUGGCAUCCGAAGAUGUUAAAUCUCAAACAACCGUGACUUCUUUGGAAGAGACUGGCCAGUCUGUUACUAGUAAUUUACAGCCGGAAAGUAAAGAUCAAAAUUCGCCUAAGCCACAAAAUCAAGUAAAUCGAAAUCAAAACAAUCUGCAGAGGAUACAGCAGCGCAAGCAGCAAAUGUAUAAUUGGCCACAAGUGAAGAAACUAUUGAAACUUGCAAGUUACAGCGCUUGUCAAAUGGAAGAGUGCAAAUGUAGUGGCUGGAGAACUGCACAACCAAUUUCAAAAACACAAAAAGGCGAGACACAGCAGCCUGUUAUAAACUUUUUUGAUCCAUGCAAGAUGUGUACUCAUACUUUAGAUAGUCACAUUAAGCAUAUAUCAGUGCAAUCUGAUGAUGAAAUCAACAGAUUAUUAGGAAUGGUUAUUGAUGCAGACAACAUUUUCAUGACUUUAAACAGAGAAAGAGAUAUCGAUACUAAAAAAGUAUAUUUUUAUUUAUAUAAAGUGUUGAGGAAAUGUAUUUUAUCUUUGAUAAAACCAAUCUUAGAAGGUCCAUUAGGACACCCACCGUUUGAAAGACCAAGCAUAAGGGAGGCAGUGAUGAAUUUUGUUCUAUAUAAAUUCAGUCAUUUGCUUCCAAGAGAAUGGCAUGUAAUGUCAGACAUGGCAAAUAUGUUUUUGCACUGCCUGAAUUAUUGGAAUUUUGAAGCGCCCAGUACCAGAGCUGCUCGAACUGCGGAGGAAAGCUCUGCUUAUAAACUUAGUUAUGCUCGUUGGCUUGUCUUCUGUCAUGUGCCUGCAUUUUGCGACUCGCUGCCGCAUUAUGAUACUCACACAGUUUUCGGAAAGACUUUGCUACAGGCUGUAUUCAGAUCAGUUUGUGAGCAAUUAAUGCUGAAAUGUCAAAGUGAAAGAGAAAAAUUAACGCCGGAGAGAAGGCCUUUACUUCUAACACAUUUUCCCAAGUUUCUUUCAUUGUUGGAAAAAGAAAUUUAUUCUGAUAAUUCGCCUAUUUGGGAUCCCGAAUUUAAACAGUCUGCACCUUCUCAUCUUCAAAUUGCCUUGGAAUCAAAGGCACACCAAGUGCGAAAGACAGGGGAAUUUGAAAGAGUCACUGUGCAACCAAAUGAGAAGGAUAAUUAUACUACAAUCAAUAUUAGUCCUGGAAUGAAGAAAAUUCAAGAAAAACGUUCAAACAUCGAAGUGCGCCUUGAUCCAAAGAGGCGAAAGAACGAAGAGACUUUUGAAGAUCUGCCGGAUGAGACUAUCGCUGAAAUUGUCGCGUCUAUUAAUGACACUAAUUAUAUAUCCGGUUCUGACGCGGUAUUUCCACCGGACGUUCCGCGGGACGAAACUGCUAAAAACGAAGAAAGUAAAAAGAUAAUAGAGUUUCAUGUUGUUGGAAACAGUCUUACACGACCAGUGUCUAAGCAAACUAUGCUCUGGCUGAUAGGAUUACAAGACGUAUUUAGUCAUCAAUUACCUGAAACGUUCAAAGAAUAUAUUACUCAGCUUGUUUUUGAUCCAAAGCACAAAACACUAGCCUUGAUAAAGGACAAUCGACCAAUUGGCGGUAUCUGCUUCUGUAUGUUUCCAAGCCAAGGUUUCACCGAAAUAGUGUUCUGUGCUGUCACGAGUCACGAGCAAGUAAAAGGAUACGGGACACACUUGAUGAAUAUGUUGAAAGAUUAUCAUAUCAAGAACAACAUACUACAUUUUCUCACGUUCGCAGAUGAUUUUGCUAUUGGAUACUUUAAGAAGCAGGGAUUUAGCAAAGACAUAAAACUGCCGAAAUCGGUACACCAGGGAUACAUUAAAUAUUAUGUAAAAGCGACAUUGAUGCAUUGUGAACUAAAUCCGAAGAUUGUGUACACUGAAUUCACGGCGGUUAUCAGAAAGCAGAAGGAAAUUUUAAAGAAGCUUAUUCAUCAGAAGCAACAAGAAAUACAGAAAGCGCAUCAAGGCUUGACAUGUUUCAAAGAAGGCGUAAGAAUAAUUCCCAUCGAGUCUAUUCCGGGAAUUAAUGAAACUGGAUGGAAAAGUUCCGCUCAAACUAGAACGAGAGGUGUGACGAAGGGAGCGCAAGGUGCCGAAUCGAUAGAGCCAAACCUAGAUAUGUCAGAUUCUCUAUAUAACACAUUAAAUGGUGUUUUGAACAGCGUGAAGAAGCAUAGUGCAGCGUGGCCUUUCUUGGAACCCGUAGAUAAAAAUGUUGCUCCAGAUUAUUACGAUCAUAUAAUAUAUCCCAUGGAUCUCAAAACCAUGCAAGAGCGUUUAAACGCUGGAUACUAUGUAAUUAAGAGAUUAUUUAUAGCAGAUAUGUUACGGAUCUUCACUAACUGCAGAUUGUACAAUAGCUCCGACACUGAAUAUUACCGAUGUGCCAAUGCCUUGGAGAAAUACUUUCAAACACGUAUGAAAGAAGUCGGUCUCUGGGAUAAGUAAAUCUAUUAAUACUGUUGUGAUACACACACAGAUACAUUAUAUAGAUAUAUAUAUAAUAACGAUAUGUUGGCAAUUGAAACUUCUUAACUUAUUCUUACUACAAAGUCUAUUUGCUUUAUAAAGAAAGUCCAUAUCGAGAAAUGCACACUACUUCUUGUGCAAUAUAUUUGUAUUAAAAGAAAAUUAGAUAUAUUCUUCUUAUAUGUGAAUCUGUAUGCAAAUAGCCAAACUAAAGGAAAAAGUGAAAAAUGCUUUUUUUUUU
Messenger RNA from Nylanderia fulva, 3239 nucleotides. RefSeq names its product histone acetyltransferase KAT2A-like. The record is from RefSeq and is a predicted model, not a curated record. NCBI's taxonomy places the organism in Eukaryota, Metazoa, Arthropoda, Insecta, Hymenoptera, Formicidae. Gene Ontology annotation, biological process: positive regulation of transcription by RNA polymerase II; chromatin remodeling. Gene Ontology annotation, molecular function: protein binding; histone H3 acetyltransferase activity. Gene Ontology annotation, cellular component: ATAC complex; nucleus.